CAUUUUCUCUCUCUUAUCCCUCAAGUCGAUUGGAACAAGAGCCGAUUCCAUCGGAUACAUAUUAGCUCCUCUCCUCGAUCUUCUCCGGCGAUCUCUGAAUAAGUUUGAGGAAAUUCCAUGGCUCCAAAAAAGAACAAGAAACUGAGCAAUUCUAUGGCUCCAAAAAAGAACGAGAAACAGAGCAAUAACGCUGCUGAAUCUAGUUCUAAAAGUACAGUUGCUGAAAAAAAAACUCCCCAGUCACUGAAGGGUAAAUGUAAACUUGUAAAAAAGUUAUCUCACAUAAACUCUGCACAAACCAUAGAAACUGAGAUUAGUUCACAAAUGCAAGCCAGAAAGAAAGAAAAGAAGACAAAAAAAGGCUACCGAGAAAAUCAUGCUAGUAAGUCUCAAAAUAUUAAUGAAGGAAACAAAGAAAUGGAUAUGAGUGCAAGAUGUGGAGAGAUGAGUAAGAAUGAAAAUACUCAAAAGAGCCUUGAUCUAAAUGAAGGACGGGGAGAGGCGAAUAAGGAUGCAAAAACUUUAAAUAGUCUUGGUGGAGUAAUUUUUAUGUGCAACGCGAGAACGAAAGAAGAUUGUUUCAGAUAUCGUGUGAUGGGUGUUUCGGCUAGCAAACAAGACUUUGUGAUGGGAGUCAAACCUGGUCUUAAGCUUUUCCUCUUUGAUUUCGAUCUUAAGCUCAUGUAUGGUAUCUAUGAGGCUUCUUCUGCUGGUGGAAUGAGACUUCAACCAGCGGCAUUCGGUGGGGCCUUCCCUGCUCAGGUUCCGUUUAGGAUUCACAAGGACUGUAUUCCCCUACCGGAGAGUGUGUUCAAGAAAGCAAUUAAAGACAAUUAUGAUGAAAAGACACGCAAGUUUAAGACUGAGCUGACAGUUAUGCAGGUGGAGAAGUUAACAAAGCUGUUUAGACCUGCACCAUGUCUGGAUCCAACUCUCAAACCAGUACUACAGGAUCCUGUGGCUCAGCCAGUUAUUCAGCACUCGGCAGCACCACCUUUAUUUGGUUAUGAACCUAUCAGGGAGCAUGUAUAUGGAGCGCAAUACGGCAGUAGUAAAGCAGGUCGGAAUUUCUCACCACAUGAUCAUGGAAGGCAGCAGUUUGUGGACCAUCAUGUCAUGCCUAGAGAGGUUGCCCAUAAUCCACAUUUUCUUACUGAGAAAGAAUACAGAAGCUAUGGUCUUCAACAGGCAAAACAUCUGCAGCCUUGUACUUCUGCAGUACAUGUUACCCACAAAUUGGAUCAUUAUGGAUCUGAACAAGGAACACAGCAGCUACUGAGGGCCCCUGCUAGUGCGAGAGCUGAUGCAGCUUUUGCACGAAAUGAACAUGUUUACUCUGAUGCGCGUUUUCCAAAUGAAAGGGAAUACCGUAGUUACGGCCUCAAGAGUCUCCAUCGGCAACCUGGUACUGUUACUCCUGCUGCAGAAAGUAGUAAUACAGUGUCUGCAGCUUCCAAUCAUAGUUUACUAACAAAUGUAAAUCCUUACGAUGAGGAUACCACCUCACUUGUGAACCGGUAUCUCUCUCUGCCAAGGACAAUUAUAUCACCUGGACAGUUACCUUUGACAGGCAGAGAGUCAUUUGCUAGUGCUUCCAAUUAUGUGAGUGACAUCAGAGGCCAUCCAGGAAGAUUGCCUGCUGAAAAUGUAAGAUUUUAUCCACCAAAUACUCCUUAUGCACUAUCAGGCCAUGGCCACAUAUAUCAGCAUCCUACAGAUGAACCUGGAAGAUCAUCGUCAGCCUUACCUCAGUAUCCUUUUGCUGGCCCACCUGCAUCACGUCGCUGAAACUAUACUGCAAAGUACAUCCAUCCCUUAAUGAUGCUCAUUGUGGCUCCAGCGGACUCCAGAAUCCAAAAAAAAUACUUGUUUCCUUCUUGUACAAGUUGGGAAAUAAUCCUGAUGGCUUCUGAUUUUCCAGGUGGAGGGGGGAGGGGGGGGGGGUAGUCUUUGUAUUAGGUUGGCGAGGGAUUAAAAAACAAGGGAAUGCCGGAUUCUUUGGCUUCUCUACUUCAGACAACUUGAUGUUUGUUCAUACCUUUAAUAGGGUCCUGCUGAUGAAUGCUUGAAACUAGAACUUCAGGAUUUUUAUGGGAGUCGCAUUCUUGAACUCUUAAUGCACUAGGUUAACCUGAAUCUAUAUGGAAUCUGCAAAUAUGAUGGGGCAGUGGCGUGUGUCGAUGCAGAAGCUGCUUAGUUUGUGAAUAAUUUACCCAGUGAAGUCAUAACUGGGGAUCGUAACUCCUGUAGAUGCAUCUCACGCCAAAUGCGGAAGAGGUGCAUCUCCAUCUGAAUGAAAAUGAUCAGUCAAGACUCUCAAUCUUUGGUUCAAAAUUCUCUCUUUUUUAAAAAAAAAUUAUUUUUAACCUUUUGGUUUCCCAUGUACAACAUUCUCUGUUUCUACUAGGCUAUCUGAUGUUCACGCAAGAUAAAGUUGCUGCAUGUUUGAUAAUUUUAUAUGAAAGGUAGUCUCUGUUGUCGAACAGCUCAACGGACUGUUCUUUGAUAA
Molecule: messenger RNA, 2509 nt
Organism: Solanum dulcamara
Lineage: Eukaryota; Viridiplantae; Streptophyta; Magnoliopsida; Solanales; Solanaceae
Exons: 4
Coding region: 118-1788 (556 amino acids)
Source: RefSeq, a predicted model, not a curated record